UUAUUUUUCGUUUGAGAUCGGUGUUUUCUCCGAUUAUGUAAAACGCGCAAUUGCGCGUGUGUGAUUUAAACCAGCAACCGGUUCAGACAACGACCACCACAAUCAUUAGAAUUAUUUUCUUUAUAUACCUGUAAGUAAGACACCAGUCUUACUUUCAUUUAUCAUUCGUUGAUGUCUGCAUGUCUCUUUAAAAAAAUAUUUACUAAGCAUUUUGAUUAAAUAAAAAAAUCACAACAAUAAAAAUAAAAACGAAAAAAAUUGUCAAAUGAUUGAGUGGUUGAGAAAUCGAAUUCCGAAGCACUGAUUCAACGGAAUAAAAUUUUUAAACGUUGGACUAAAAACAUAUGAAGUAAAGGAAAUAGCUGAAACCGCUUCAAUUGUUAUCGAAUUAAUUCACCAAUUGAAUUAUAAUUAUAAGUAUUGUCAUUAUAAUUAUUAUCAUAAUUAAAAGUAUUACUGCUCAUGAAUACAAUGAAACUUGGACAUACAAUUGAAGACUCUCGUAAGAAUUACCCAGAGCUUACUAAAGAAAUCUUGGAUGAAUUACGUGUGUGGAUAGCAGCCAGAGGUGUAACACAAGUUCCUGACGAAAAGUUAGCCCUAUUUGCUCACAGUUGUUACUUUGACCUCGAGGCGGCAAAAAAAUGUAUGACUGUAUAUUAUAAGCUAAGAGCAACAGUCCCUGAAUUUUUCAGCAAUCGUGACCCUCGUGCUGAAUAUCUCCAACAUUCACUGCGAGCGCUACAAUUUGUAAGUUUACCAAAACGAGACCAAAAUGGUAACCAAAUAAUAUUUCAUCGUCUUGCUGACACGCGUCCCAAUCAGUACAUGUUCGAUGACGGGAUAAAACUGCUGCAGAUGUCUGUAGACGCAAGUCUUUACAACGAAGGCUGUGCUCCAGGUUAUAUAUUUCUUUUUGACAUGCAGGGUGUACGUCUAGGUCACUUGACCAGGCUUUCAAUCACCAGCAUACGAAGAUUCUUUGAAUAUUUGCAAGAAGGUCUACCAGUGAGACUUAAAGGGAUCCAUGUACUCAAUGCCGUCUGGUUCAUGGACAAGGUUCUCGCGCUUAUUCGACCUUUCAUGAAGCGCGAGUUAUUUGACAACCUUCAUCUUUAUACUGGAGAUGUUGCGGAGAUUUAUUCACAUAUUCCACCUGAAUGUUUACCCAAGGACUUUGGAGGAGAAUUGGAUUCAUUAGAGACUCUUCACGCACUGCGAGAAAUUAUACAAGCUCCGAGAUUACUUUUUAGAAGAAGAACGUCUUUUCCGUGGCUGGCAAACACCCGAAAAAAAGUCCUCGCCCUCCGACUCCGAGGUAUCGGAUAUAAACGCAAGUGUUAUUUCUGACAAUAACGUUAAUCAUCGCAAUGGCAAUGGCAAUGACAAUGAUAAUGACAAUAAUAAUCAUGACAAUGCUAAAUAAUAAAAUCAAUAAAAACUUUUUACUCGAACAAAAAUAAA
Messenger RNA from Microplitis mediator, 1464 nucleotides. RefSeq names its product alpha-tocopherol transfer protein-like. The transcript is spliced from 5 exons. NCBI's taxonomy places the organism in Eukaryota, Metazoa, Arthropoda, Insecta, Hymenoptera, Braconidae. Gene Ontology annotation, molecular function: phosphatidylinositol bisphosphate binding. Bases 463 to 1350 code for a protein of 295 amino acids. The record is from RefSeq and is a predicted model, not a curated record. Gene Ontology annotation, cellular component: membrane.